Messenger RNA from Lagopus muta (rock ptarmigan), 3656 nucleotides. It is a transcript of the gene HS3ST5, whose product is annotated as heparan sulfate-glucosamine 3-sulfotransferase 5. Lineage: Eukaryota; Metazoa; Chordata; Aves; Galliformes; Phasianidae. Gene Ontology annotation, molecular function: [heparan sulfate]-glucosamine 3-sulfotransferase activity. The transcript has 3 exons. Bases 1812 to 2849 code for a protein of 345 amino acids. The record is from RefSeq and is a predicted model, not a curated record.
GAAGCUGGUGCGUCAGUUCAGUCACGGUCCAUAACAGAGAGUAAAAUUCCAAAACGAAAAUCCUUAUUUGCCUCAAAUAGCUGCUAAAAUCAUGUCACUUUGGAUUACAUUUUAUCUUGCCUUCCAGCUUCUUAUUAAGUUUAAAAGUGCAUAUUCCCUAUGGUAAACUUUGUGCAGCCUAUAAUGUGUCCCAGAAUUUUCAUUUCUUCCAUCCUGAAGUGUUGAUGUGUUAGUCUUCAGCAAAAUUUUUGCCUUUGGGGCCUUCACCUUAAUCACAUUCUGGUUGCAUUAACCCCAUGGCCUAAACAGUUCUGUCCUCUCCUCUGUCUCUGUACAUUUGUGGCAAGAUGUAGACAUUUCUGAAGCUGAAAUACAUUUUUUUCUAAAUUUAGUUUUAUGAAAACAACUAAAAUCUGAGGAAGGUGUUAUAUUAGCUAGAACCUCAGAAGAAUAAUACUUCCUCCUUGGACUUUAAAUUAGAUGCUGGAAGUGAUAACAAAAAUUACAUGAGCAAACAAAUAAUGUUGCAUAUGCAUUUCAGUGAGUGCUCGAUACCCAUUAUUCUGUCAAAAAAUUUUCAGUAUGUGGAAAUACACUCAAGUACAUACACAGUGCAAACAUAAUUGUCUAUUUUUUUCUCUUCUUGCACUGAAUUUUACUGCACAGCUGAAUAUGGAUGGACUAAGACUUCAUGGAGUCCACUUUCUGAAAUAGUUUGUCUUUGAUUUUGUCUUUAAUUUGAUUUCAUUGUGGCCUGAUGACCUUUACAGCUUCAAGGAGACCUGCAGGCAGGAAUUAACAGGAGUCUGAGAGUAUGCAUGAGGGAGGACAUGCUCCCAACACUUUAGUUUCAUGUAGAGAGGUCCAUAUAUGUUUUGUGAGAAAGGAAGUUCAGAACCAAUAAUUGUAACACUGACAUGAUUCUAUUAUUUAGAAAGAGCAGCACUGAAGAAUUUUAACCUGAAAAACUAUGAAUUGUCAUUAUGAUUUCUUUCCCACCUCCUUUUUUAAUUAAUUAAUUAAGAGAAUAAACAGCAGUUGUGCAUCAGCAUUUUUCUUAAACAAUAAGAUUCAGCUAAAAAUAUACUAAAAAAAAAAAGAUAAAAGUUUAUCACAUAAUUACAGCACUAGACAGGAACAUAGACAUAUCAAAUUGAAUCCCACUAGUCCCAUGGAUUUUCUCUGUGACCUUGAACAAAUCACUUAAUCUCUCUCUGCCUUUGUUCUUCAUUUAUUUUUAAAGUAUGAUACUUAUUCUUUCUUAAUAUUUACACUGCAAAUUCCUUUUACUGUUUUAUACAAUUCUUGUUGUAAUAAGGAUCUUACCUAAAAAUUCUUAUUACAGAGCUUCAUGUAUCUAGUGAGAAGCAUAUUGUUCUGUAUGUAUACAGCCAUGACCUGGCUGUAUAAAGAGUUACUUUUGCUACUAGCACACCAGAAGUGUCACAGACUCAGCCAGACUCAAGUCUUCAGUGCUGCAAGGUAGAGGUGAUGAGCUGGACUUACAAAGGCAAUAGCAGGCUUAGGGAUAAAAGAGAAAAUAGAAAUUCAGUGGGGAAUAAUGACAGCCACUCUAAUGUGGAAAGAUCAUUGCUGGGAAGGAAAGACUGGUGAGCUGCAGAUCUACCCUGACCCACCAUCUGAACUCUUCCUCACAACUCAAAAAUUCAUGUCUUUUGUUUAUAAAAGGUAUACUCUUCUUUUUUCAGGAAGGAAACUGACUGCAGCUUCACACUGAGGUGUUUUUCUGCUGUAACAAGAAGCUGGAAAGUCCUUAGUACUGAAGAAGUCCUGAAGAUUGAUGGAGGGCCAUGCUAUUCAAACAGCAGGUGUUGCUGAGACAGAAGCUCUUUGUGCUAGGCAGCCUUGCUAUAGGAAGUCUCCUAUAUCUAGUUGCCAGAGUUGGGAGCUUGGAUAGACUGCAGCCCCUCUGCCCCAUCGAUGGUCGAUUUGGACCCCGCAGCCAGGAUGAAAUCCCGCUGCGAGCUCUGCAGUUCAAGCGAGGGCUACUCCACGAGUUCCGUAAGGGCAAUGCCACAAAGGAGCAAAUACGACUGCACAAUCUGGUUCAGCAGCUUCCCAAGGCCAUCAUCAUUGGGGUGCGGAAAGGAGGCACACGUGCACUGUUAGAGAUGCUGAAUCUUCACCCUGCAGUGGUCAAAGCUUCUCAAGAGAUUCAUUUCUUUGACAACGAUGAGAACUAUGCCAAGGGGAUUGAGUGGUACCGGAAAAAAAUGCCUUUUUCUUACCCUCAUCAAAUAACAAUUGAGAAAAGCCCUGCAUACUUUAUCACUGAGGAAGUACCUGAAAGGAUUUACAAAAUGAACUCGUCUAUCAAAUUAUUGAUCAUUGUCAGGGAACCCACCACAAGAGCUAUUUCUGAUUACACUCAGGUGCUGGAAGGCAAGGAAAGAAAGAACAAAACUUACUACAAAUUUGAAAAGCUGGCUAUUGAUCCUAAUACCUGUGAAGUGAACACUAAGUAUAAGGCAGUAAGAACCAGCAUCUACACAAAACACCUGGAGAGAUGGUUAAAAUAUUUCCCAAUUGAGCAGUUUCAUAUCGUAGAUGGAGACCGGCUCAUCACAGAACCACUGCCGGAACUCCAGCUGGUCGAGAAGUUCCUAAAUCUUCCUCCAAGGAUAAGUCAGUACAAUUUAUACUUCAAUGCCACCAGAGGGUUUUAUUGCUUGCGAUUUAACAUUGUCUUUAAUAAGUGCCUGGCAGGUAGCAAGGGACGCAUUCAUCCAGAGGUGGACACCUCUGUCAUUACCAAAUUGCGCAAGUUCUUUCAUCCUUUUAAUCAAAAAUUUUACCAGAUCACUGGGAGGACAUUUAACUGGCCCUGACCUAAACUUCAUACAACAUUUUCGGAUGCAUCUGAGACAUGCAGUAAUGUCUCUGCUAAAAUAUGCACUUUUCACAGAUAUAGUAUCAAAGUAACAUUUUUCAUGCAUACGUGUACAUAUGCAGUGUGUGACCAAAUAUACAGUGGGAUCAAUUUUUUCUACGGAAUAAUAACAUUAAUUUACUGUCAGCAUAGUUGCAUCUUUUGAGAUAUACUAAUAAAGGACAAAGUGGUACUUAGGGAAAUAAAGUCAGACACCAUUAAAAGGGUCAGUGUUCCUCUUGCUUGAAGUGUUUAUGUGACAUACUUAUUGAUCUAAGCAGAAUGUUAGGUUAUGUCAUACAAAUUCAUGUCAAAAGUCUGUGAAGCUGUAAGAAAGCAUAAUAUUCAGGCUAUAUUUGGUAUGUGUAUUGCUGAAGGAAUACUGACACUUUAAAUACCAUACUGAAUUUUUACGAGAGUGGAUAGUACUAUUUUCUUAUUAUUUGAAAUUAAUAUUUAAUUAAACAACAUUGGUUCGGGGUUCCUGUGGUGAGUUUGCACUAUUGUUUUAUUGUAUGGACCAUGGUGUCACUUGUAGCAUGUCAAUCAUGUGUCAAAAAAAGUCAAAUAACUUUUUCUUCUCUGAUUGAGUAUUGACAAAGACAAACAUCGUGUACAUAGUGUACAAUGUUUGUAAAUACUGGUUUCACACUAAGUAAUUCUAUUUUGUAAACUGAAUAUGGCUAUUUAAUUUAUUGUGAAAAUUAAAUUUAUUGUGGUAUUUAAAAAUGGAAUGGAUUAAAAUUACCUAUAUGCACAACCGUUA